AUGGUGAUCGAGGAGGUGAGCGUUCUGCAGACUCAGCUGGAGAUAGAGAAAUCCUGCAGAGAGAAUGCUGAGGCCCUUGCUACCAAGGCAAGAGACUGACACUGCGUGACUUAGUAGUUAACACCAUAUUAAUGGUAUACCAUUACCCACUGGGCCCACUGGGCCUUUGGAGGUGAUUCAGUUGAUCUAGACUAGAGAUCAUUAGAAUGUUGGUCAUUUCUACAUGUUUGUGUGCAUAAUGUUUAUAUCCAUAAGCCUCUGAUGUGUAGGCUACAGUACAUACACGUCUUACAAUAUUACAAACAGACAACAUGCCAAAUCAGUGUAUGUUGCGGUGUGCUAUUGGCCUCUGUUAUCAGCUUCAUAUCAUCUGUCUUUAUCACAUAUAAUCCAGUGUGUGUUGUUUGUCCCCCAGUUGAACAGUGAGAACAGGAAGCUGAAGUAUCUGAGCCUGUCGUCUCGACCCUGUCUGGAUGAGAUGCUGCCUAGCAUUACAGACUGCAUUCCUCUGGAAGAGGAGACAGACACACAGGACACCAGCCCUGACCCGUACAGACAGUACCAACAGCAGGUCAAAGGUAGCUACCAGACCCGUACACAGACAGACACACAGGACACCAGCCCUGACCCGUACAGACAGUACCAACAGGACACCAGCCCUGACCCGUACAGACAGUACCAACAGGACACCAGCCCUGACCCGUACAGACAGUACCAACAGGACACCAGCCCUGACCCGUACAGACAGUACCAACAGGACACCAGCCCUGACCCGUACAGACAGUACCAACAGGGCACCAGCCCUGACCCGUACAGACAGUACCAACAGGACACCAGCCCUGACCCGUACAGACAGUACCAACAGGACACCAGCCCUGACCCGUACAGACAGUACCAACAGGACACCAGCCCUGACCCGUACAGACAGUACCAACAGGACACCAGCCCUGACCCGUACAGACAGUACCAACAGCAUGUCAACGCUAUAUAACACCCUUUGUCUUGAUUUGUCUUGACAGGGUUAUGGACCGUCUGCAAUUAAAUUAUGUUGUUCCUGUACAGCAUAUUUGGAUUCACCUUUCUGUUUUUUUUUUUUCUUAUGGUCUUUCUAGUAGCAAGAUAAAACAUGUUAAAAUGUCCAAAUGUUAGAGUAAUAGGAGCUGUAUGUCAGAAUAUUAGAAGUAGUGAAGAGAUGUCAUCACGUAGUGUCACCCAGGAAACCUCUUUAUUCCGCUCCAGAGCUCCAGGAGACAGUGGGCAGUUUGCUGGAGGAGAAGAAGUGGCUUGCCUGUCAGCUUCAGGAGCAGCAGAGACAGGUUGAAGAGCUAACCGCCCUGGUGAGUACCAACUACCAGGCCUGGUAAUCAAUAACUCUCACAGGAGGUCUGUCUCAGACAGGCACAGAAAGUGUGUCUCUUGUCUGUUUUGGGUGGGAUUCCAAGGGCUGGUGAGAGGACUUUCAUUCUAUUAUGUGAGCACGAAUGCAGAAUAUCUGUAUUCAGAUGUUCUCAUAGUUUUUAUAUACAGUAUACUAUAUUCUCAGUCGUGUUGAAGCACCAUAAACCUUGACUGUUUAUGUUUUACCAGCCUUUCUACUCUGUUCUACAUGUUUUUAUAGGCUGAAAUGAAGGAGCUUCGCAAAACCAUCGAGCAGCAAAGCAAGACCAUCAAGAGUUUCAAUAGAGGUGAGUUACAUGACAGUCUACCCACUACCCACUGUGUUCAUAUCAAUAGAGGUGAGUUACAUUUACAUUUUAGUCAUUUAGCAGACGCUCUUAUCCAGAGUGACUUACAGUUAAGUGAGUGCAUACAUUUUCAUACUGGCCCCCCGUGGGAAACGAACCCACAACCCUGGCGUUGCAAGCGCCAUGCUCUACCAACUGAGCUACAGGGGACUUACACGGGACAGUCUAUCCACUACACAUCUAGACAUCAUCAUGGUUGAGAGACAUCAUCAUGGCAGAGAGACAUCAUCAUGGCAGAGAGACAUCAUCAUGGCAGAGAGACAUCAUCAUGGCAGAGAGACAUCAUCAUGGUUGAGAGACAUCAUCAUGGUAGAGAGACAUCAUCAUGGUAGAGAGACAUCAUCAUGGUAGAGAGACAUCAUCAUGGUUGAGAGACAUCAUCAUGGUAGAGAGACAUCAUCAUGGUUGAGAGACAUCAUCAUGGUUGAGAGACAUCAUCAUGGUUGAGAGACAUCAUCAUGGUUGAGAGACAUCAUCCUCUGUAGCUCAGCUGGUAGAGCACGGCGCUUGUAACGCCAAGGUAGUGGGUUCGAUCCCCGGGACCACCCAUACACAAAAAAAAUGUAUGCACGCAUGACUGUAAGUCGCUUUGGAUAAAAGCGUCUGCUAAAUGGCAUAUUAUAUUAUAUUAUUAUAUGGUAAGAGAGGGGUUAGGCCACACAGACCGUCCGUUGAGUGGCUGGUUUUAGUUGUUUUACGGUUGGGAAAACGGCGCGCGAGCGAGAGUGGCGCGCGACGAGAGUAGAGAGAGAGCAGAGAUCUCUAUAGAUAGCAUCUAUCCUAUAGAUCUCGAUCUGAUCGAGCCUUCUCGCCGCAUCUAUCUCGGGCGUCUUCUCUCUCUCUCUCUCUCUCUCUCUCUCUCGCUCUCCUCUAUCUCUCUCUCUACUCUCUCCUCUCUCUCCUACAUCUCUUCUCUCUCAGUGUCUGUGAUGGCUACUACAGAGUAUGAGGAGAUGAAGGAGCAGCUGGAUUUGGAGCAGAGCCUGAGGGUGAAGGCUGAGACCUACGCCCACGAGGUAGACAGACAGACAGGCAGGCAGGGGACUGAGCAGCAGCAGAAGCACUAGUCCUAGUCUGGGGACUGAGGAGCAGUACUAGUCCUAGUCUGGGGACUGAGGAGCAGCACUAGUCCUAGUCUGGGGACUGAGGAGCUGCACUAGUCAUAGUCUGGGGACUGAGCAGCAGUACUAGUCCUAGUCUGGGGACUGAGGAGCAGCACUAGUCAUAGUCUGGGGACUGAGGAGCAGCACUAGUCCUAGUCUGGGGACUGAGGAGCAGCAGAAGCACAGACUCAGCACUGCUUUGAAGGACACACAUAUGCUUGGGGGAACCACAGCCACAGUAGUGGGGUGUACUGUUAUCGGUUACGCUGCUUGGCCUGAGGCUGGAGAGGGAGAGGGGGUUCUCUGGAGAAUGCAGGCUGUGGUUAUUGUAGACCAUUUAGAUAAAAACAAGCCUGCUUACUUACUGCUUCAUGCUACAGUCAAAUGCUUCCAUAUCUGGAGAACCUGGGUCUCUUGUCUUUUAAAACACCUGAUCAUUCCCUCACUCCCUCCUUCCUUCCCUCCUUCCUUCCUUCUCUCUCCUCCUACAGAUGUUGGUGAAGCAGAAAGAGGCUAACAGACAGAGUAUGAUCCUGCUGCAGAACGCUGACCCCAGCCUUCAGCUCAUCAAGGCUCUGGAGGACGUGGCUAAUGUUACCAAGACUCUGGAGCAUGAGAGACUGCUGCAUCACCAGAAGGUAGGUAGAUAGGUAGGUAGGUAGAUAGACAGAUAUAUAGAUAGAUAGAUAGAUAGAUAUACAGACAGACAGACAGACAGACAGACAGACAGACAGACAGACAGACAGACAGACAGACAGACAGACAGACAGACAGACAGACAGACAGACAGACAGUCAGUCAGUCAGUCAGACGGACGGACGGGCGACAGACGUCUGACUGAUCUAGCUUCUGUAGCUGAUCUUUCUGAGGCCCAUGGAGACAAGCUGAUCUUUCUGAGGACCAUGGAGACAAGCUGAUCUUUCUGAGGACCAUGGAGACAAGCUGAUCUUUCUGAGGCCCAUGGAGACAAGCUGAUCUUUCUGAGGACCAUGUAGACAAGCUGAUCUUUCUGAGGACCAUGGAGACAAGCUGAUCUUUCUGAGGAUCAUGGAGACAAGCUGAUCUUUCUGAGGACCAUGUAGACAAGCUGAUCUUUCUGAGGACCAUGGAGACAAGCUGAUCUUUCUGAGGACCAUGGAGAGAAGCUGAUCUUUCUGAGGACCAUGUAGACAAUCUGAUCCCACUACUUCUACUCCCUGCUCUGUGCCAGACUGCUGAGACUGUCUGUUUUAGUGUGCUGAUGAGCUUUGCCCCAAAAUUCCCAUCCUUGGCAAGGGAGAGGAGAGGGUGUGUUGUUUCAGAAGAACAAGGAGGAUACAACAGGAGGGCUUCAGUCAAAUCAAUAUGUUUAAUCACAAGGGCCUUCUCUUACACAGCACUUCACAACGUCCUCGGUAGAGUGAUCAUCAACACACACUCCUAUAUGGCCUCGCCUUGUGGUGCUUGGAAUUAAAAAAACGCUGAAGGCAAAAAGCAGAAUUGCUAAUCUUGAUCACAUAACGAGUAGUUAUUUGGGGUGCAAAGCGGUUUGUAGAUCAGUGAUUCUGCACAGUCCAACUGAAAUAUAGUCAAUCUGAAUCUCAAACACACUGGGUGGUCUCCAUCCAUCUCCAUGUAGGUGAAGGCUCUGGAGGCUGAGCUACAGGAGGACACGUUGAAACAGCAGACAGCAGAGCUGCAGAGCCAGCUGGAACUGGUAGAGGAAGAGAAGAGAGAGACAGAGGGACGUCUGCAGGACGUAGAGAAGAAGAACUGUGACCUGGAGAAAAGAGGUGAGGAGAACACCAACAGGCCGUCAGUCACAUCACACCGUGGGUAACCACAGCUUUUAUUCCUAUAGCUUUUUGAAAGAAUACGUCUCCAGCGGGUACCAGUAGAAUAGAUAGUUGUCCAUCUUCUCAUGUUAAAGUGACUGGUGACCCAGGCUUCAUGUAACACACCUGUCUUGUAUAUCUUUAGUGCAAGAGCUGCUGCAGGUCCAGAAGAACACUGUGCCCUCACCAGGCCCUGAACCAGGGACCGCCCCACCCCCCGCCCCUGUUCCCCAGCCCCCUCCACCCCCACCACCACCCCCUCCCCCUCCUCCACCCCCUCCCCCAUCGCGAUGCAACCCCCUCAGGUAAGACAAUAGGCUUUUAUUAUGUUGUGUACAGGCUUGAGAUGAAUGCUCCAAUCACCAAUCUGUCUAAUUAUACUGAAUUUAAUUUACUCUCUUCAUUCAAUAGCUCACUGAUUGCAAUUAUGAGGAAAUCAACCAAGGGUUCAAAGGGGGCAUCCCCGAAGUUGGAGCAAGCUCCUGGUAGGUUUGAAACCACUGAGAAUCAAAUCUGCACCUGCCAGAAUAACAUAGAACAUCAAGGAUUUAAAUACUCAUUCAUAAUUGAGGAAUUUCUUAUUUUAAAAUCACACAUCUUUACCAUAUUAUCCAUGUAACCCUUCUGUCUCUCUCCUUGUCCUGUAGAUGGAGGUGCAGAAGGAGGUACAGAAGGAGGUGCAGAAGGAGGUUCAGAUGACGUCAAAGUGAAGGCAGUGAAUGAGAUGAUGGAGAGGAUUAAACAUGGAGUGGUUCUGAGGCCUGUCAAGGGAGGAGACACUAAGGUGAAGAGGUCAACAGUUCAUGUUUUGUUUAAUUGUGGAAAUAUAGACGACUUAAUGUCCUCCGACUGAUUACUCCCCUUUUUCUCCACUCAUCUUCUCCAAUCAACUGACCGUCUCCCCAAAGAGAGUUGCCGUAAAAGUGAGUAUAUUGACUUUUACAUCGAUUGUGUGACAGUGAAGUCUCUCUGGAUCCUAAAAUCACACAAAAAACGACAUGCCAACCCCCAUAUCACAGUGAUAAUCCACAUCAUAUGGUACUAGAGUGAAAUGGAUUAUAGCUGUUCUGUUAUUAAUCUCUUACUUAAACCAGUCUUCAGUUUGGCUUUUGGAAUGGGCUCUUUCUCUUUGUGUAACAUGGUCCAUGGAUUACCUCAGUGUAGACUGACAAAGACCACAUGCCUGCUGCUUUGAUUUCAUUUAUUUUAUAUUGGUUGACAAAAUCACCAUGACAACUUGCAGGCUCCGAGGAGAAAAUCAAUAAAAUGGCCUCAAGCUUUUAUUUUAUUCUCUCUAAUAUAGACCAGCUAUGUGAUAAACGCUAACACCAGCUGCGAUGUGUGCGUGAGCACAAAAGAAAAUGUGUGUUAUGUCCUGUUUAUUAACUUAGUUGAACUCAACCCCUAGAAACCUCCAGUAAUUGAAGAAAAGCUGCCAAAGGAGAGUGCCAUGGAAGAACUGAAAGGCAUUCUGGUAUGAAGUGUUGUUUUUUAUUAGUUGUUUUUUCUCUUUUCUUUAGUUUUUAUUUAUAUAUAUAAAAAAAAUUAUAGUUUUUUUUUUUUUUUUUGGGUGGGGGGAUGGAUCAGCUUAAUAUUGCAGAUAGAUUGUAUCUUCUAUCAAUGUAAUUGUCUGCAUCACUUCCAAUCCCCCAUGUUUUUGAUAUAUAUAUAUACUCCCCUUUAUUAUGAAGUGUUGUUUCUUUUUAUUAUAUAAGCCUUAUUAUAAGACAUUGUAAAAGCUCAUAUAUGCUUUUGAGAAGUGAUGAAACAUAUAUUUUAUAUAAUUACAUCUGUUACCAACAGUAAAGCAUGUUGUCUGUGUUUCUGGACCCCCAGGAGACGGUGAAGAAGAGUCCCAGUCGGGGGUCUCAGGAGUCGGUCCCGUCCCCCUCAGGGAAGAGCCCUGUCAGCAGUGAGCUGGAGGUCAUUCUUAGGAGGAGACGUAAACAGGCCUGCGACUCUGGAGAAGGAGGUAACAACACCAUUCGUUUGUUUGUUCGGCUUUCUUCAUUCUCCUAAAAUGGGUGUCAGUGGAGGCUCCUCAGAGGAGGAAGGGGAGGACCAUCCACCUCAGUGAAUUUCAUUCAAAUGUAAAUAGUGAAACAAAGAUAAAACUAUACUAAACAUAUUCACGUCACCAAAUAAUUUAUUAAAACACACUGUUUUGCAUUGAAGGUCUACAGUAGCUUCAGCAGCACUCUGAAGGGUAGCACCAUGGUGUAGCCGGAGGACAGCUAGCUUCUGUCCUCCUCUGGGUACAUUGACUUCAAUACAAAACCUAGGAGGCUCAUGGUUCUCACCCCCUUCCAUAGACAUACACAGUAAUAAAGACAACUUCCAGAGGACGUCCUCUAACCUAUCAGAGCUCUUGCAGCAUGAACUGACAUGUUGUCCACCCAAUCAAAGGAUCAGAGAAUGAAUCUAGUACUGAAAGUAUAAGCUACAGCUAGCUAGCACUGCAGCACAUAAAAUGUGGUGAGUAGUUGACUCAAAGGGAGAGAAAGAAAAUAGUUGAACCGUUUUGAACAAAUUAAUUUCUUCAAAAAUGAAGGAGAAGCAAGAGAGAGAGAGAGAGCUAGCUAUAUUUCUUUUUUUUCUCUCACUUUUACUUACUUAGCUAGCAAAUGCAGCUAGCUAGUUUAGUCUACUCAAACACACGGCUCAAACAGAGAGGGGUGCUAUGCUAGCUAGCUGGCUAUGGCUAUCCAACACUGGAACUCUUCCAAGUCAAGGUAAGCUUUUGGUUUUAUAAAUUUAUUGCCACCGGCGCCCGCCGGUGUAUAUGCUAAACUGCUUUCUGACUGUACACUGUACUGCAUGAUUGUAGCGGGUUUACUAACGCGUUAGUUCUAGUUGGUCUAGUUGACUAGGACGUGACAACGAUGUAGGCUGUGUGUAGUGGUUAGUGGUCAUGAUAUAAAGGUUUGGCUUGGAAAGGUUUUUCCGCCUGGUCACAGACAGCUGAUGUGUUGUGCACUGAAGUCCACAAGCAAAUGGAAUAGGUGAGAGGAGGCGAGCGCGUAGAUGCGAGAAGGAAUUAUAUAUACAACGAGCAAAGGGAUCAUGCUGUUUUUAACGUGGCUGCUAUGAAAGUGAACUGUGUUUGCGUGUGAUCAGGGGUGUAUUCAUUCCACCGAUUCUGUUGAAAAAACGUUUCUUAAACGGAACAAAACGGGGAUGAACACACCUUAAUUUGUCUAGUAGAAACUCUCAUUUGCAACUGUUGGACUAAUGAUUACACCCUAGAUCAGCUAGAUGCAGGCAAGAAUGUGCAAGGUGGUAUUGAAUGUGUCACUGUCUGUCACCUUGAUUACUCAAAAUUCUCUCGACCUGUGUGCACCUACAUUGUAAACUUUAAUUGAUAGGCUAGGUUGUAGCAACCUCAUGAUGGGUACAGGGAAUAUUGGCGUAUCAUGUAGUAGCCUAAACCUAUUGAUGUUACAUUGAGCUGGGUGAAUGGAAUAUGAAUGACAGAAUUAAUAGAAAUAAGGCCAUGCUCAUAAAACAUUUUUGCAUUCUCCUUCAUCUUAAACGGCACCAACCGCCACUGAUAGGUAUAUACAGACUAUAUGAGUGGCCUGGUGAAAAAGAGAUGCCCAUUCCAGCCUUGACUAUUCUCCAUAUCCCCACCAGAGGGCUCAAUAGACCCUGCCAUGAUCACAUACAGUACUCUAACCAUUAAACUAUAGGCCAGGGCAUGCAUGAUGUCACGAUUCAUUAGUGGUGAGCCACAUUCACGUGUUGUGAAUUCAAUAAAAAUUAUGCAGUGCAGUUUUUGUAUCCAGUUCUUAGAAUAUCUUUGCCUUUGAAAUAUGUCCAGGGACAAUCGAGUGUACUGAACCUGUGGUUAGAUGAUAGGCCUACAGUGUACUGACCCUGUGGUUAGAUGUUAGGCCUACAGUGUGGUUGGUAAAAGCUUGCAUUACUGUUUACUUUGUGAAAUGCCAGUCAAACAUCUGAUUGUUAAUGCUCCUAGAUCAUAUAGUAAUCUACUGGAGAUAAUAACCCACAGAGAGAGUGGACAUGCUGUUCUCUUACAUCAUGUCCCUACUAACCCCCUUUGUCUCGCUCCCUCAGAUGAGAGCAGGGACGGACAAAUAAGCAAGGUCUCCUCCUCUGACAGCCUGAAUGGGAGGCACAGCCAGAGCUCCCACAGCUCCGACAGCUCAGGCAAAGAGCCAGAGGGGCCUGUAGGGCCAGGGCCUGGGCAGAGCCCCAGAGAGCCAGCCUCCCCCAGCGGAAGGGGCCCCGGCCCAGCUGUAGCAGCCAGGCGCAGGUCAGACUCUGGCCAAGAGCCCCAAGCAGGGUCCUGACAGGACAGGAGGUCCCGUACCUCUCUGUCUGAGAAAGAGGCCUACUCUGAGGCACCGGUCACCAAUGGAUGCAUUGUCAGGUAAUGUACAUCUAAGGGGGCAAUUGCUUAUUUUCAAACAAAAGGAUUCUUUCAAAGACUUUGUUGGUGUAAAAUACAUGUACAAAAAUAUCAAGGACUUUCGAAGGAGGACUUGCUCACCCUUGUUGUGUGUUCCAACAGUGGGGAGGAGCCUGAGAAGCAGAAGCCUGAGAAAUGGGCACCACAGUCCAACGGAGUCAGCCAGCCUAACCCCAGGCUGAGUGUGGAGUCGGACACGCAUGCCUCACUCUCUCCCAGCCUUUCCGCAGGGCCCAACCCACUCAACGGGAACGGGAACACGGAUGCAGAGUGUUGAAGGUCGGCUCCAGAGGUCCCUGGCAACCAGGAAGGAAGGCUGAGGAAAGCUACACAAUUUGCACAGAAUCUCAGUUAUCUGCAGUUAGAGACACUUAAUUAAAAAAAGCUUUAGGUUAUUUUAUUUUAUGCACAAACUAUCUCGAUCUGAUGUGACUUUUUGUCAUCAUCUGAUGGAAUGCACUGUUUUAGAAUCCAACCUUUUUUUUAAAUCAGUUUCUCUCUCUUCUUCUUUAUAGUGAACAGGAAUUGAAUGAUACUUCUAAUCUAUGGCACAAACUAAUUUGAUUCUAGUUCUGCUUCUUCCUUACUCUUCCUGAAUCUAAAGAACACACUACCCUACCGUAAGACUUUCAGUAAAGUUACUGCUUACUUUAUGCAGCAGAAGCACCACCUAAACAUCAACACAAAGAACAAUGUUUAAGAUCUGGGUCAUCAUAAGCAAAUAGAAACAGAUAUUGCACAUUAUUUAGGCGAUUUUGCGAUUUAAAGCUGGAGCUCAGUUUCAGUUUGUGGAUGCAAAUGAAAGCCAUGCACGUGUUUCAAUCAAAGUAGCCUACCAUCCUUGACGAAUUAGGUGCUUGUGUACUCAGUCUACCUCGUAUUAGACACACUUGCCUCUUGACUAUCCUAAAUUGUAUUUAAAAGGGAAAAACAUGAUAUAUUAUCAUCUUCGUGCAAUGGCACAACAUGUGUAAAUGUCCUCCACCUACAUUCCCAAGCUGUAUAAGGUGCUUUGUUCAUAUUUGCUGGGAUACUCCCGUUGUUUCUUUACUGCUGUAACCUGGAUUUCAUCCUAUAUGUAUUCCCCACCUGUAUUAUGUUAGUAGGUAAUGCUUUCAGAUACAACCUAAAACAGUACAACCUAAAACAACUGGAUUAAACAGUAUGCAAACUUAACUGAUACAGCAACUUCAUCUAAUAAAUAAAUACAUUUGAAGGCUCAUAGGACAUU
Coregonus sp. 'balchen' is the source of this 10325-nucleotide messenger RNA. The record is from the annotation of a GenBank genome assembly. Lineage: Eukaryota; Metazoa; Chordata; Actinopteri; Salmoniformes; Salmonidae.